Ostertagia ostertagi is the source of this 291-nucleotide messenger RNA. The record is from the annotation of a GenBank genome assembly. NCBI's taxonomy places the organism in Eukaryota, Metazoa, Nematoda, Chromadorea, Rhabditida, Trichostrongylidae.
AUGACGUUGGGUCAGAUUACCGAAGCCGUACAUCUAGAUGCCGGUAGUAUCAUACAUCUGCUCGGUGGCGUUACGCUCGACAGUGAAAAGAGAAUAGCAGGUGCGAAGGCGAUGAUGUUACCGUAUGCCUUGCGUCAUUCGGCCGUGGGCGAAGAUUGGUUGGCUGAGCAGUGGGAGCUGCGACUUGCCGAUUUCUUGCUACAUUACGAUUCCCCUGUGAUCCGUGCCAACUGGUGGACUUACGAAACACUGGCCGCAGAGAGUGCGAGAGAUCGCAAUCCAGUUGAUUAG